AGCGAAUUGGAAGGUAAGGAGGGCGCAUAACUGCCCGCUGCUUUGCAUUACUUGAAUGAAAGGUCUCAACUGCAGUCAAUAGAGGCUGAGAGUUUCUGACGGCCAUCAAUGUGGUCUAGGAAUCAGCAGCACAUUUGGGCUUGUUCUCAUCCCACAGCACCACAGCUACAACUAUUAACCUUAAGCCAAAUUGAAGUCCCUCGCCAAUCAUGACAACAGUAACCCUGGCACUGGCUCAUACGUCAAAAGCUUACGUCCACGUCAGAUUCCCCGUCAUCCCUAUCCACAGCCCUCACCCAUCUUAUUUUUCGCUUGCAUAUCCUAGCUUCGAUUUUGCGGUCCCCAGAAUUGUGUUCCAUUCCCUUGCGAUCCGCCGGAUAGAGUGUUGUCAUUCUUGUGCACCGUUUUCCAGACACGCAUACCACCCAAGUCGCUUGUUUAUCCUAGAUUCCAAGUUGGACCAGGGAUGGAAACGCUGGAGAAGAGCAGCGAGUUUUUCUUCCAACGGAAAUGCCGGUGGGCAAUGCGAUAAAAACUAUGAUCAUUGUAGAGAUUGGCCACCACUUCUGCUGGGCUACUGCGUGACGACUUUACCGAUUACCAACGAUGUCUACGCUGGAAUUCUGUCAGAUUUACGAAACUGUCUCUGCCUCCUAUUCUCCGACCAAGUGUUGUGCUUCAGUCAUCGUCAUCCUUCUCUCUCAUGUCUCAAUACGAGUCGGACUCUGCCGUUCCAGUGCAUCCUUACGCUCAGCUUUUUCACGGGUCCCCAUCCAGUCCUGACGUACGAAUAUUUCCUUACCCACCGUAUCAACUAUGAACUGAGGGAUUACCAUGCUUCAAAAUUGUUGCCGGUCUGUGCUUCGGUUCGAUAUCAUCCAUCAGAGUAACGUACCUCUAUAGAUUGGAGACUCGAACUUCAUCUGGCUUUUCUAUGUUUUCCCAAGUGUUCAAAUGUAUAUUAUCUUAUAGAUUCAGAAUAUGAUUACGUCCAGAUGCUUG
Guyanagaster necrorhizus is the source of this 1002-nucleotide messenger RNA. RefSeq lists its product as uncharacterized. The transcript is spliced from 4 exons. Bases 210 to 890 code for a protein of 226 amino acids. The record is from RefSeq and is a predicted model, not a curated record. NCBI's taxonomy places the organism in Eukaryota, Fungi, Basidiomycota, Agaricomycetes, Agaricales, Physalacriaceae.